UUUGCCUGUAAUUCUGGGAGCAUUCCACAAGAGGGCAGCACGUUUGUAACCUCUCCCGACCCUGCAGCUCUUCAUGCGACGAAGAAGAACAUCAAGCUUCAAACCAAAACAGUCCGUCAAGUUUUCAGGAUGCCUUUCCAUUUUUGCCCCCAGUGUGGAACAAAGUUGCAGCCAGGUUACAGAUUUUGUCCAUCAUGUGGUGAGAAACUUCCCUGCGCCGCUGAAGACUCUGGACCUGUAAGCUCCACUGCUCCUACAAAAAGAGAUGUGGAAACAUCCACCACUAAAACAAACGUUGCUGUAGGAAUAAGUUGUAAGCCUACAGAAAAUAAGGUGCAUGAAGACAUCACCUCCAUGAAAGUUUCACCUCGCCCCCCACUGCGAAAGACCCGUAAAUCCCUGCGCCUGGAUAAAGAUCCCGCUCCCCUUGUGGUACCCAGCACUCAACCUGCCAUAGGUGAAGAAACAGCCACUGUCAAAACCAAAGUGGAGUUUGAACCAACCGUAGAUGUUUCACCUUCUGGAGGAAAGAGCACUCGAACAGUUAAGGGAAAGGCCAAAAUUUCCAGCCCGCCUAAGAGACAAGCAGAAGAGCCUCCGAAUCUGUGUGAUAAAGGAAGCGGGGUAACACAGGAACCGGCAGUAGAUGCUGCUUCACCUGUUUCCUCACCAAUCACCAAGUCUCCUUUUAAAGGAAGGAGUAAAACAAAGAGGGCGAAGCAUACCGUCGCAGUGGAGCCGCUGCAGGACUGCGAGGAGGUGACCGACAUGACGGGGAAGAAGUGGAAGCUGCAGAAGCUGCUCAGCCAGAGCGCAGCAGAACUUCUGUAUGAAGUGACACGCCCCAACUCUAAAGAACCCCACAUCCUCAAACUGGGAGCUAAAGAUGGAAAAAUCUUCAAUGAGCAGAACUUUCUGCAGAGAGCUGCCAAACCUGCAUCUGUGGACAAAUGGAUCAAACAAAACAAGCUGGAUUUUCUGGGAAUUCCUUCCUGCUCUGGUUUUGGUCUCCAUGCAGAUUCAUACAGGUUCCUUAUUUUCCCCAACAUGGGGCGCUCUCUCCACUCUGUCAUUGAGAAAGAAAGCAAACCUCUGCCAGAGAAAGUUGUUCUUCAGCUGGCCUGUAGAAUACUGGAUGUGCUGCAGUUUAUCCACUCGAAUGAGUACGUCCAUGCUGAUAUUAAUGCAGAAAACAUUUACAUCAAACCAGGACAGGAUGCACAGGUGUACCUGGUAGGAUACUGCCACGCCUUCAGGUACUGUCCAGGAGGACAGCACGUGGAGUACCGUGAAGCCAGCAGAACGCCGCAUGAAGGCGCCCUGCCUUUCAUCAGCGUGGAUGCACACAAGGGAGCAGGUCCGUCUCGCCGCAGUGACCUGCAGUCUCUGGGUUACUGCAUGCUGCACUGGCACACGGAGAAACUGCCGUGGCUCGAGCUCGCUCAGCCAGACCAGGUGGCCGUGCAGAAACAGAGGUACAGAGAGAAUGUAGACGCCCUGUUGAGUCACUGCUUUGGGAAGAAGAGAGUUUCCAGUGCAUUUCAAACCUACCUGAAGUCUGUGAUGGCUCUGGAGUACUCUGAGGAGCCCGACUACUCCUCGCUGAAGAAUGGACUCCGAGCUGCUUUACAUCAGCUGGGGGGGUCGGUGGAGGCGCCGCUCAGUUUUUAGAAAUCAAGUCAAAAAGCAGGAUUUGUUUUUGCUUGCUGAAUCUCUUUGCUUUGGUGUGAAUGUCGACUCAUGUACUUGAUGGAUUUUGGUGGAUUUGGAUUUGAUGACUGAUCAUUUGUUGGACAUUGAUUCAGCACUGAUUCUCGUGAAACUGCACUGUAGAUUUUAACACUGUUGAUGAAAGUGGAGUUCUUGUUGUCUCUGCCUGUGCUUUAUCCACACAUUGUUCUUAGAAAGUUUGUGUAAUUUUAGUCUUUUUUUUACUGUUUGCUGCAAGUUGAUGUUAAACUGAUGAGACUGUUUUCAUGAACCCAUCUUAAAAUGUGGAUUACUUUAAAUAAAAUGUCUUCUUAUUGUUUUAAAA
Messenger RNA from Oryzias melastigma (Indian medaka), 2035 nucleotides. RefSeq names its product VRK serine/threonine kinase 3 (gene vrk3). Gene Ontology annotation, biological process: peptidyl-serine phosphorylation; signal transduction. The transcript is spliced from 16 exons. The coding region runs from base 130 to 1671 and encodes 513 amino acids. Gene Ontology annotation, molecular function: ATP binding; protein serine/threonine kinase activity. Gene Ontology annotation, cellular component: nucleus; cytoplasm. The record is from RefSeq and is a predicted model, not a curated record. Lineage: Eukaryota; Metazoa; Chordata; Actinopteri; Beloniformes; Adrianichthyidae.